ACAGGCGUGGGUUUUUAAAUUUUUACAGAGAAAAAAAGAAAUUGAACCUCUCUGAUAUAAGUUAUACAGUUACAGGAAUAAUGGUGAGGAACUAUGUUAGAAAGAGUAGCAGACAGUCGUGGGAUGAAGUGGCUAUGAGAGACGCACUGAAUUCAAUAAAAAAUGGGUUAGGCCUGAAAAAAGACAGUUUGCAGUUUAAUGUCCCUAAAACCACCCUUCGUCGACGAUACAAAGGUCUCAACAAAUGCGCAAAAGGAUCUACAAAAAUAUUGGGACAUUUCACAACAACGUUUUCUGCUGAUAUGGAACAAGACCUCGUUGAGUACAUAAUAAAAAUGGAGUCUAUGAUGUUUGGACUCUCAACCUCAGAUGUAAGAAACCUUGCAUUUCAACGAGCUGAUCGAAAUGGAUUAAAAAAUUAUUUCAAUAAAGAAAAACAGAAAGCAGGGAGGGACUGGCUGUACUGUUUUAUGAAGCGACAUCCGGAAUUGUAGUUGAGACAGCCAGAAGCAACUUCAGCAGCUCGGGCCAUGUCCUUUAAUCGAGUUAAUGUGAACAAAUUUUUUGAUCUUCUGGAGCCACUAAUGGAAAAAUAUAAAUUUCCACCAAACAAUAUUUAUAACGUGGAUGAAACGGGUAUAACAACCGUUCAAAGCAAACCGUCAAAUAUCCUUGCCCAAACAGGGAGGCGACAAGUUGGUAGCUUGGUCUCAGCUGAACGUGGGACACUUGUCACUGUUGAAAUUUGCAUGAGUGUAACUGGGGCCUUUAUUCCGCCUAUGUUUAUUUUCCCAAGGGUUAGAAUGAAAAUUGAACUGAUGAAUGGUUCUCCACCAGGAUCAAUUUAUGCAUGUCAUAAAAGCGGUUAGAUGCAAAUGGACUUGUUUGUUUCAUGGUUUAAGCAUUUUGUGAAGUCAUCAGGUGCAUCUAAAGAUAACCCUGUUUUGUUAAUAUUAGAUGGGCAUGCCACACAUACCAAGAAUUUAGAGGUCAUUGAUCUAGCACGGGAAAAUGGGGUAGUAUUACUAUGUUUACCUCCUCACUGCUCACAUAGAAUGCAACCACUAGAUGUGAGUUUUAUGAAACCUUUAUCGACCUACUAUGACCAAGAACUUGAAAAAUGGUUACGAAAUAAUACAGGUAGAGUUGUGACAACCUUUCAAAUUGCUGAACUUUUUGGUAAAGAAUAUAUGAAAUCAGCUACGGCCUUAACUGCAGCCAAUGGAUUUCGCAGAACCGGAAUAUAUCCUACCGAUAGAGAUGCGUUUUUACCACAUGAAUUUGCUGCAGCUGAUGCAACUGACAGCUUGCCCAGAACACCUUGCAACGUCCUCCAAUGGAGACAAAAAUCAAGCUAUGUGCAAAGAGCAACAUACUACACACACACACUGUUAUCAGCAUCUCAGUCUAGACCUGAUGCACCGACAGAGCCUACCUCACUGGUAGCGGCAUUACCUUCAGCCUUAACUACUGUACAAGAUGAGCCUAUGGCAGUGGUACCAACAUCUGCUCUAACACCAACAACGUCAAUAGAUAUCGUACCUGAACUAACUCAGCCAGUGGUAUCUACUUCCAGUUGUGCCCUACCCAUGGAAAUAGUACCUCAAGCAACACCCUCUACCUCGACAUCAGCCAUACCCCAGCUUAAUGCAGUGAAAGCAAUGUAUCGGCCAACAGCUCUUUCAAAUGAUUCAAUUUCAUACAUAUCACCUUUUGAAAUUUCUCCACCUCCAAAAGCAACCAGAACUAACCGAAAACCAAAUGUAAGACGGGGUACAACAGUCAUUCUCACAAGUAGCCCAUACAUAGCGACACUUAUUGAAUCAAAGAAGCUAACCUCUACGAAAACAACAAGCAACACCUUGACCUCGAAAAAAACUAAUUUGAUGAAAAACACCACUAAGCGUUCUGUUAAAACCACUCCCAAAACAACAUUCGGCCUACCAAAAAAGUGCAAGACGUCUACUCCGGUAUAUAAUCAUUCAUCAGAUGAUGAGGCAAAUGAUGCAGAGUGCAUUUACUGCAAUGAAUGGUGGAGCAGAAGCAAACAGGAUGGUAUGAUACAGUGUGGAAAGUGCAUGAAGUGGUCUCACCCAGCGUGUGCUGGUAUUGAUGAAAAUGAUGACGACGUCAGCUUUACAUGUGACUUUUGCCUUUGAGAAGCUGUUUGUGUUAGACAACUGUGUUUGGAUUGUUCUAGUUUCUUAGUUUUGAACCUUAAAUACAGUUAUGAUGAUAUGUAGCCUAACGAUGUUUUUUUUUCUCAAGAAAUCAUCUAUGGGGGCAAUAUGGAACCUUGGUUGCCAUUUUACCCCAACUAUGGGGCAAAAUGGUUUCUCACUCGCAAAUUUUGUUUGUUAAAUAUUUGUUUUUGGUUUAGAUUUAGGCAUACAAUGCCUAUACCUACUUAAAUACUUGAACUGCAUAAACGUAUAUCACACUU
Messenger RNA from Gigantopelta aegis, 2443 nucleotides. RefSeq names its product mucin-5AC-like. Gene Ontology annotation, cellular component: nucleus. Gene Ontology annotation, molecular function: DNA binding. The transcript is spliced from 3 exons. Bases 870 to 2159 code for a protein of 429 amino acids. The record is from RefSeq and is a predicted model, not a curated record. NCBI's taxonomy places the organism in Eukaryota, Metazoa, Mollusca, Gastropoda, Neomphalida, Peltospiridae.